AUGGCUCUGGGGAUCAGCGCCUAUGUGUGUUCUUGUUCUGCUCGGUGCUUUGGCAAGCGACCAGUUUACCUCUUUACGACGAUUUUGGUGCUCGCCGCGUGUUGCUGGGGUGCAGCAUCCAAGUCUUACACCUCGCUCCUUGCAUCGCGUGUGUUUCAAGGACUGGGUAUGGGGGGUUUCUUCGCCCUCGCUGGCACAGCUUCCAUAAAUGAUAUCUACAAUGUUGACGAGCGCGGCUGGCGCGUUGGCUUGUGGAAUUUCGCUGUUAUUGUUUCCGUUAACCUCACGCCCGUCAUCAGCGCCAACGUGAUUUCAGCGCUCUCCUGGCGCUGGGCUUUCUGGCUCCAGGCCAUCCAGUUUGCCGUCCUUCUUGCAGCCGUGAUCUUCUUCUUCCCCGAGACCACAUUUUGCUGUGAGAUCUCUGAGUGGGCUGCCGCCAGCGACAGCACCGAAUCUAUCCCCGUCAAACACAAUAACCCCCUUCUUAUCUUCAUCGAGCCCCUUGCAAUCGUGGUCGACCCUAUCGUCAUCUGGGCUAGCAUCAUGUGGUCUAUAACCUUCACCUGGACCAUCCUCCUCGGCGCUGUCGCAUCACAAAUCUUCACUGCACCACCCUACGACAUGUCCACCAUCGCUGUUGGUAAUCUUACUGGUAUUGCGCCUUUGAUUGGUUCGGCGCUGGGUACUGUGAUUGGGGGCCUGCUGUGCGAUCUCAGCAGCAAGCUCAUGGCUGCCAAGAAUGGUGGAAUAUACGAGCCCGAGUUCCGUCUACCGGUCAUGCUUCCAGCGACAAUUGCCAUGGCAGCGGGUGCCUUUGGGCUGGGUGCUGCGACGCAGUAUGGACUAUCUACUAUGGUAUGCGGAGUAUUUAUGGCAGUUCUAAAUUUUGCCGUGGGUAUGGGAUGUACAGGAAUCGUGGCCUACACAAACGAUGCUUGCCGGCAGCGGGCAGGAGAUUGUUUUGGGCUGGCGAUGGUUACAAAAAGUGCGUUUGCAUUCGGACUAUCAUUCGUUUUUAAUAAUUUUAUUGCAAGGAGUGGGAAAUUGAUUUUCUUUUCGACAUUUGGCGCUGUGAGUGUGGCCGUAAUGCUCACUACUAUUCCGCUAUUCAUUUGGGGCAAGCAGAUCCGAGCAUGGUCGGAUGGGCGGGAUUUGCUUCGACGCAGAAAAUGA
Messenger RNA from Penicillium macrosclerotiorum, 1173 nucleotides. RefSeq lists its product as uncharacterized. The transcript has 3 exons. The record is from RefSeq and is a predicted model, not a curated record. Gene Ontology annotation, molecular function: transmembrane transporter activity. The coding region runs from base 1 to 1173 and encodes 390 amino acids. Gene Ontology annotation, biological process: transmembrane transport. NCBI's taxonomy places the organism in Eukaryota, Fungi, Ascomycota, Eurotiomycetes, Eurotiales, Aspergillaceae.